Cajanus cajan (pigeon pea) is the source of this 1577-nucleotide messenger RNA. RefSeq names its product F-box/kelch-repeat protein At3g23880. The record is from RefSeq and is a predicted model, not a curated record. Gene Ontology annotation, molecular function: protein binding. NCBI's taxonomy places the organism in Eukaryota, Viridiplantae, Streptophyta, Magnoliopsida, Fabales, Fabaceae.
UCUUAGUUUCCAACAUGAUGUAGGAAUAUUCAGAGUAGACCGAAAACAGCAAAAUGAAGGAAGACAGAGACCAAGCAUCAAGGUCAAGGGUAACGAAGAAGACAAUGACUCUACCUUGGGAAUUGAUAAUUGAAAUUCUGUUGAGGUUGCCGGUGAAGACUCUUGUCCGAUUCAAGUGUGUUUGUAAGUCAUGGCUUCUUCUCCUAUCCGAUCCACACUUUGCAACAUCACAUUUUGAACUAGCUUCUUCACGCACGCACAGACACAGACUCGUGUUAAUUGCACCUUCUUCUGUUCCUCAAAUACUUUCCAUAGAUUUCAAUGAAUCGCUUCACAGUGAUUCUGAUUCCACUUCCUUAGGCCUCAACUUUCUACCUCCCGGCUCUUAUCAUAACCUUCAAAUCAUAGGCUCCUGUAGAGGCUUUUUGCUUCUCAACUCUUGUCAAACUCUUUGGGUAUGGAAUCCUUCAACAGGUGUUCACAAAAAGGUAUUUUCCUCACCUGUUGAAUCAAAUAUGAAUGCCAUGUUUUUCACCUUGUUCUAUGGUUUCGGCUAUGACCCAUCAAAAGAUGAUUAUUUGGUUGUUAAAGCCUCCUGCAACCCAUUCUCGGGAUGUAAUGCUACCUGGGUGCAGUUUUUCUCGCUCAGAGAUAGCACGUGGCGAGAUAUUGAGGCCUCCCAUUUGUCUUAUAAUUUACUCUCCUCAGAGUGUUUCAGUAAAGGGUUGUUUUUGAACGGUGCUAUUCAUUGGUUGGGGUUUCCUAAUGGUGUAUCAAUGAAUGAUGUUGUUGCCUUUGAUGUAACAGAAAGGAGUUUUUCAGAGAUACCUUUGAGGGUUGAUUUUGAGGGUGACAUUGGAUAUUGUGAUUUGGGAGUAUUUGGAGAAUUGCUCAGUGUAUAUUGUGGGGUGGGGCGGGGCCAUUCGGUGGAAAUAUGGGUGAUGAAAGAAUAUAAAGUAGAAUCAUCUUGGACUAAGACUAUUGUUGUGUCUUGUGAAGACAUUCCUACUGGGUACUUCUUCCUGAUUUCCUCUACAAAAGAUGGUGACAUUGUAGGGACUGAUGGCAAUUGUGGAUUGGCAAAAUGUAAUGGCAAGGGGGAGCUGCUAGAGUAUCGAUCCUAUUGGAACAAUCCGUGCGGAUCCCAGAUGGUUGCGCAUGCAGAGUCUCUGCUUUCACUCACGUGACAGGGAGCUGAAUGAGAUUACUAACUAUAGUGAAAGAGAAGGACUAGUGGGAGUAUCAGCUAGGUAUUGAAGUUGGUGAUCAUAUAUGAUAUUUAAUACACAUGCUUUAGGUAAUUCAGUCACCUACUUCUGGCUAUUAGUAUAGUUUUGGAGCAUUUGAUACUGCAAGAUCCAUCUUUUAAAGAACCAAUGCUACAGCAGCUAAAUAAUUAAUAGGUUUCUGGUUCUGUAUUAUAUCUUUUUCCUGGCUUUGGUUAUUGUGAGGUUUUUAUUAUGUGUAUUUUCAAGAAGUUGAUUUGUACUAAGCUUGAUAUGCUGUUAAUUGUGUGUUACCUGAUAAUGCACACCAUUUUCCUGAAGUAGUAAUAUAAUGGUCAACAAAUAGUUAUC